Molecule: messenger RNA, 1725 nt
Organism: Alternaria arbusti
Lineage: Eukaryota; Fungi; Ascomycota; Dothideomycetes; Pleosporales; Pleosporaceae
Exons: 3
Coding region: 1-1725 (574 amino acids)
Source: RefSeq, a predicted model, not a curated record
AUGGCACCUCCACUCAACUCUCAAGAUGAUCGUGCAGCGUUCGUUGACGCUUGCAUUAACAAGCGUAAGAAAGCGAUGCAUGCCUGGGAGUCACUUGGCUUGAUCAGUGAGAAGUUACACGAUGAGCAACACGGCUACUUCGUCAACAAGGAAAAGGCCGACAAGGCUAACGAACUGCAAAGAGUGGUUGAGGGAAUAGCAAAGUCGUUUGCUACGUCGUAUCGUGGCACCAUCGAAGAACUCCAUACUUACCUGGCUGAAGAGAAUGCCUUCUCGGAAGAUGUCCUCCGGCUCGGACAAGAAUUUGGAGUGAAGAUAUGGGGCCGUAUAGAAGACGGUGAAAUCCGCUCGUCAGGCGAAUCCCAAGGAAAUGGCAUCGAGGAGCAGGACUGGGACGACCCAAAAGACCGCCAGAAUCCAUCUCAAGAUAAUCAACAUGAAGACACCAUCGAAGAUCUCGCAGAAUCUGAUAGCCCUAGAAUCAUAGGCGUAUCUUUUAGAGCGCCAGAACCACCACGCAUGUAUCCAACACCGGAACCGCGCAGAGAUACGACAUUCGCCAGUGCCAACGAGAAGAUUACAAGCACUAGUUUCACCUCCGUGAACAAGACCACCACACCGAGUAAGAGGAAAGCGCAGUAUUCCCACGAACGAACACCUUCUGGGAAGCUCUCGAAGCCUUCAAAAGGCGGUCGAACAAUCCCUGUCCUCACUAACCAGUCACGAGAUCCCUACUCGAUCCCCAUGUCUCCUCCCACGUUCUCCCCCAUAUCCCCUCCUGCGGUUCCGAACCUGGGCCGCUCAUCGUUUCAAAGACGAAGAGAGACCACAUACGACUCAGACGCGACGUGGGCACCGCCUCGUGAAGAAACCGCAGACGCGGAAACGGUGGUCGAUGCGGAAGAUGUCCAUCCCGGAGAAGUCGAUUCAAGAAUCCAGAAUGAUAUCGCUACGUCCAACGCAGAUGAGAUGCAAUACGAGUACGAUAACGACAUCAACAACGCCGCCGGCCCAUCGGGCACCUACCGAAACCCCCUCAGACAGGAUUCCGUCAUACCAGAUACACAAACGCAAAACGAUGCAGUAGACUCUAUCAUCUACCCUCCAAGUGGCCAAAUCAUUGUAACCGACGAAGACACAUCAAGCGACGCAUAUACCGACGCCAUAAUCCGCUCUCUCAUCUCCAACCCCUCUCCCACGACGCGGCAAACGCGCAUAUACCGUCUCGAACUCUAUAGACUACUCGUCUCCUACCUGAACGAUAUCAAGAACUUCGAUCCCACUAACUACGACUCCGCUGCGGAAGAACGCAUGGAUUUUCUACUCAACCAAUUUCACUGCACCGAUGCUGAUGUCUGGCAUUCUGAUCAUAACGACAGCGCACUUCGCCUACAUCUCGCGUUCGAGAAGUGGAUGAGCAUGCGUCACCGUCUCGCCGCGUUUCGCAGCGUGACGGGAUAUUUUGGCCUGCCGGGGAGGCAGUGGAAGGAGUUUCUGAGGGGUCUGGAUGAUGUGCCGCAUGCGGAGGCUAUUUUGGCUUUUGUGGAUCUGAAGGACGCCGGGGAUGGGGAAGAGGGUGGGAGGGUGCUUGGUGAUGGGUUUGAUAAUGAUCUUAUGAUGAUGUUUGAUGGCUUAACGAAGUUUCAGGACUGUAAUGGGCCGGAGGCUUUCAAGGGCGUAAGGAAGUUUAAUGAGAGGUUGUUAGUGUGGUUCAGGGAUGAGUGA